AUUUUGUAAGUUCAGUCAUAAGACUAACACUCGAUCGAUUGCAGUAAUGUCUGGAAGAGGUAAAGGCGGUAAAGGACUCGGAAAAGGAGGCGCUAAGCGGCACCGUAAAGUUCUGCGGGAUAACAUCCAGGGCAUCACCAAACCCGCCAUCCGUCGUCUCGCUCGCCGCGGCGGAGUCAAGCGUAUCUCCGGUCUGAUCUACGAGGAGACCCGCGGUGUGCUGAAGGUGUUUCUGGAGAACGUGAUCCGCGAUGCCGUUACCUACACCGAGCACGCCAAGAGAAAGACCGUCACCGCCAUGGACGUCGUGUACGCGCUGAAACGACAGGGACGCACUCUGUACGGCUUCGGAGGAUAAACACGUCCGUGUUACCAUAGAAACCCAACGGCUCUUUUAAGAGCCACCCACACUGUCUCAUAAAGAGUUGUAGUAGUACUGUUUUUGUUGGUAGAAACUAACAAUAGAGUCUUGUGAAUGGACUCCACUUAAAAAAAUAAAACCAGUAUAUUGCUGGUGUGUUUAUUGCACCCAAAAUAUAAUUAUAUUACUUUACUGACUUUAUUUAUUUUUUGAGCCGGAAGUCGAUUUUCUAAAUUGAAUCUCGUAUGUUUUCCUUUUUUCUUUUUCUCAAAGGCCAACCGACUGACAACAUUUUUUUACA
This is a messenger RNA of Onychostoma macrolepis, 662 nucleotides long. RefSeq names its product histone H4. Bases 47 to 358 code for a protein of 103 amino acids. Gene Ontology annotation, cellular component: nucleosome. The transcript has a single exon. Lineage: Eukaryota; Metazoa; Chordata; Actinopteri; Cypriniformes; Cyprinidae. Gene Ontology annotation, molecular function: DNA binding; structural constituent of chromatin; protein heterodimerization activity. The record is from RefSeq and is a predicted model, not a curated record. Gene Ontology annotation, biological process: nucleosome assembly.